Molecule: messenger RNA, 4271 nt
Organism: Engraulis encrasicolus (European anchovy)
Lineage: Eukaryota; Metazoa; Chordata; Actinopteri; Clupeiformes; Engraulidae
Gene: zbtb41
Product: zinc finger and BTB domain containing 41
Exons: 11
Coding region: 116-3022 (968 amino acids)
Biological process (GO): regulation of transcription by RNA polymerase II
Molecular function (GO): protein binding; DNA-binding transcription factor activity; RNA polymerase II cis-regulatory region sequence-specific DNA binding
Source: RefSeq, a predicted model, not a curated record
AAAAAAAAAUGCUCUCCAACAUUUAUUUGGGACAAUGAAUAAGCUACAACACAAGAUAAUGUAUCGUUGAUGAUUGGAAGGCUACUGUAGGCUGAAACAUCUCAUCAUUUGGAAAAUGAAGCGAAAAUCAGGGGCGUCUCAACUUUCCAAGAUGAAACGUUUCAGAACAUCAGAAAGGGGAAAACAUGGAACCCCAGAAACGAAAUUGCGGAUUGACCAAAGUAGUUCUGACCUCCUUUCACAUAAGAGACACCUGUGUUCUGUGCCCAAUGACAACAGCUUCCUCAAGUUUUUAAAUGAAGACAGGCAGAAGUCUACCACACUCUGUGACCUGAUUGUAUCUGUCAGCGGAAAAGAGUUCAGUGCCCACAAGGUGGUUCUUGCCUUUGGCAGCAGCUACUUCCACACUCGGCUAUGUAAAAACCCAGCCACGAGCCACAUCACUGUGGAGGACAUGGACGAUUCGGCCUUCCAUCACUUGCUGUGUUUCCUGUACACAUCUGAGUUUGUGGUAUCUGAUACGGAGAUCCCUUUCUUGGUGGAGGCGGCUCGUGUCUUGAACAUGGUGACGGCAGUUGAGCUGCUGAUGGACCAGAGUGGCUCCCCAGCAGCCUCCUCCCCAAGGCUGACGGAGGCUGCUGGCCCCAUGGAGGAGGAGGCGGUGGAGACGGGGGCCGGGCAGCAGAGUCCUCCAGGCAGCGAAGGGGUCAAAGAGCAGGUGUCAGCAGCCAUCAGCUGCCUGUUCUGCAGUCGCACGUUUUGCUACAGGAAGUCCUUGGAGAACCACGUGGCCAGGAGCCACAGCAUGGAAGGCCGGGCUGCUCACGCCGAGGUGGCCAUAGAAACGGUAGCUGUGGUAACCACCAGGAGGUCUGCCCGGCAAAGGAAGACCCCAGCCAAGUUUGAAGAAUGGGACAGUGACGGCGGAGGCGGAAUGGAGGGCAAGCCCAAAAAGAAGACGUUGAAUGGGAAAGCAGAGGAGGUGGAUGGCGGUGGAGGUGCAGGGGAUGAGGAUGAGGAUGAAGAAGGGGGCGCAAAUGAGGAGUUCAGUGGGAAAGACCCAGAGGAGGAGGGGAGGAGGAGGAGAGCCGGAGAGGAGACUGGAUGUGGAGGCGGCACAGCGGCAGAGGAGCCGGUUUUGGAAGAGGAGUCAGAGGAGGCGAGAGGAGGAGAGCAUGAUAAGGAACCCAGUGGUGCUGGAUGCCAGGAGGAGGGCCCAGACAGCAGCAGCAGCCCGGCUCCUCUUCAGCCAGAUGGCGCGGUGGUGGCUGCAGGGGAUCCAGCCAGCCUGGAGGUGGCAGCACAAAGCCGGCCUAUUGCCGACACAUCCACUCAGUCUCAGGCAUACCCAGAAGGCCUAGCUCCAGUAGUUAUACAGAGCUCCAACAAGAAGACCCUCCAGUGUCCAAAGUGUGACAAAACAUUCGACAGAAUAGGAAAAUAUGAGAGCCACACUCGAGUGCACACAGGAGAGAAACCUUUCCGGUGUGAUAUUUGCCACCAGUGCUAUUCCACUAAAUCCAACCUCACCUCACACAAAAAGAAACACGCCAAUAAUGCCCCUUUCCAAAAGAAAGACCACAAAUGUCCCUUCUGUAACAAGUUGCACGCCAGCAAAAAGACGAUGGCAAAACACGUUAGAAGGUUCCACCCCGACCACAUACAGGAGUUCAUGUCCAUGAGGAAGAGGAAGAGCGAGGGCUGGAAAUGUGACAUAUGUCAUAAGUCCUUCACACGGAGGCCCCAUCUGGAAGAGCACAUGAUCCUCCAUUCCCAAGACAGACCUUUCAAGUGUGCCUACUGCAACGACCACUUCAAAUCCAGGUUUGCGAGGCUGAAACAUCAGGAGAAAUAUCAUUUAGGUCCAUUUCCAUGUGACAUAUGUGGGAGACAGUUCAAUGAUACAGGAAAUAGAAAGCGGCACAUAGAAUGCACACAUGGGGGAAAGAGGAAGUGGACAUGCUACCUUUGCGGGAAAUCUGUGCGGGAGAGAACCACGUUGCGUGAGCACCUGCGGAUCCACAGCGGGGAGAAGCCUCACCUGUGCAGCAUAUGUGGCCAGAGCUUUCGCCACGGCAGCUCCUACAGGCUUCAUCUCCGUGUUCACCAUGACGACAAGCGGUACGAGUGUGAUGAAUGUGGCAAAACAUUUAUCAGACACGAUCAUCUGACCAAGCAUAAGAAAAUACACUCUGGGGAGAAAGCUCACCAGUGUGAGGAGUGUGGUAAGUGCUUCAGGCGUCAUGACCACCUGACUGUCCAUUACAAGAGCGUCCACCUGGGGGAGAAGGUCUGGCAGAAGUACAAGACGGCAGUUCACCAGUGUGAAGUUUGCAAAAAAGAGUUCAAAGGAAAAUCCAGCCUGGAGAUGCAUUUUAGAACACACUCUGGAGAGAAGCCAUACAAGUGUGGCAUCUGUCAGCAGACCUUCCGCAUCAAGAAGACCCUGACUAAGCACAUGGUCAUCCAUUCCGAUGCCAGGCCCUUCAAUUGCCCCCAGUGCAGUGCCACCUUCAAGAGGAAGGACAAGCUGAAGUACCACGUGGACCACGUCCACAGCUCUAGACCCACCGAGCAGCAGCCGCAGGCCGACCUGUGUGGUGGGGAGAAAGCACUGCCCUCGCUGUCGUACCCGGAGCCAGCCAAGCAGCAGUACAGGGCUGAGCACAAGCACGUCCUGCACAGCGUGUCCUCCUCGGGCGACGUGUGCGUGCCCGUCACCCUCGUGAACGUGCAGAUGGCGGAGAUCUCCGGCCAGGUGGAUCUGGCAGUGCAUGGGGUGGGGGUGGCGACUCACGGGGUCCUGUCCCAGGGGCAGCAGGUGGCGACGGGGUACCAGGCGGCCACUGACCUGGUGUUCCUGGAGAAGUACACUCUCACGCCUCAGCCGACCAACAUCGUCCACCCGGUGCGGACUGAUCAGAUCAUGGACCCGAGGGAACAGUCGUACUUGGGCACAUUUCUGGGAUUAGACUCGGGCACAUCGGUGCAAACCUUGCCCAAUACCGACCACAGUCACUGAGCUCUCAGACUGUUGUGCUGUGUUUGCUCUCAUCAACAUUAUUUAGACCAGGGGUGGGGAACCUAUGUCUCAAGGGCCAUUUACGGCCCUUGAGGCCGUUUUAUCCGGUCCCCGAUAUAAGUUUUAUGUUAUGCAGCUUCACAUGAAAUAUGACACGUUUUGGAAAGGAAUCUUGGAAAUUACAUUUGCAAUACAAUGAAGUUAUAUUUCAGGGGACCUAAUCAGGGGUUCCCCACCCCUGAUUAGACACACUGCCCUGAGGGCCACUGCACUGGCUGGUAAUUUUCACCCCGGCUGCCUCAUCAUCACGAUUACUGUACUUCUUCCUCUUUUUCUUCCUUUUCUUGCUCCUUUUCCACAACCUUCAUCUUACCACAAAGCAGCUCCCCGUUGAUUUCUGGUUCCCUCCAACUACCCAAACUUAAAGGUACACUGUGCAGGAAAUGGUCAAAAAAGGUACUGCAACUAUGCUGCUCAUUGAAACUGGGUUGUCUAUUGCCAAAUUUGAUCUUUUCAUUCAAGUUUACUAAGUAAUAAACUAGUAUUUUCUAGUAUGGCCCAAGUACAGACAUUUUUGCAGCUAAAAAUGGCUAUUCCUGGAAAUACAAAAUGGCGGACCAUGGAGAAGAUCCCCCUUUUCAUGUAUGAAAAGUGCCGUUUUUCCAGUCAUAAUGAAUACUUACAUUUUAGUGGUGGUGAUAAGUAAAAGUAUUGAUGAAAAAGGUAACAUUAGUUAAUGCGUAGCAUCGAUUCUGGAAAUAAACAACUAAAAAUCUCACACAGUGUACCUUUAAGUAAUACUACAGUUUUCCCUCUUCAGUGGAUAUGGCCAUGUUGACUGUUCAGGACCCUUCACUUGUAACCAAGGUGUUUGUACAGAGUAGACUGCCCGUGUAGAAUAUGGAAUCAGGUUUUACUUUCUCCCUUUACUGUAGAUGACUGGAAUUGUGAUGUUUGUGCAUUUUAAGACAAAUGUUUUGCAGGACAAACCGUAACAGUGUGACAUUGUGUUUUAACAUAAUCGCAUACUUCACCUUGAUAUGCUUUUUAAUAACUUCUGUAAAUCUAUGAAUGUCUGUCUAUUGAAAAUGAAAUUGAAAAUGAUAAUGGCUGUGGCCAUGAAGAGGGCUAUUAGCUAUGACUACAGUAUGGUCACUCUGAGGACUGUUGAGUUGGGGGUGUUGUGAGAGAGAUCCAUGUAUUGCAUCCCUAACAAUGUCUUGUUUCAUUAAAGGUCCUGUGUGUAACA